Molecule: messenger RNA, 4205 nt
Organism: Ochotona curzoniae (black-lipped pika)
Lineage: Eukaryota; Metazoa; Chordata; Mammalia; Lagomorpha; Ochotonidae
Gene: HDAC7
Product: histone deacetylase 7
Exons: 25
Coding region: 660-3686 (1008 amino acids)
Biological process (GO): chromatin organization; negative regulation of transcription by RNA polymerase II
Cellular component (GO): histone deacetylase complex
Molecular function (GO): histone deacetylase activity
Source: RefSeq, a predicted model, not a curated record
AGGAGUCUCCCUGGCCUUUGCAGCCCCUUCCUGCCUGUGAAGAGUGGUCCUUCUGCUCCAGCCUGGCCUGGGUGGUUGAGGGUGCUGUCCUAGGUCCUUAGACAGAUGCGGGAUCUCCUGGGAGGCUGUGUGCAUCUCUUGUCCUGGGUUAGAGGUUGCAGGACCCAGAUGGGGCAUGGAACUCCUUGGACUGCCAGCAUUGCCUGGCCCCUUGCCCUCGGUCACUGCUCCUGCUCCCCUGUUUCCCUGGCCUAGGCCCAGGCACUACCUCUUCCAUCCAGGUUCUGGGGCCUGAUCUGGCUGACUGGGGACUGUGUCUGACCACUUUGGGGUGUUGUGGGCUGCCGCCAAGCUCAAGUUUCCCUGUGGACAUGGAGGAGGGCUCUGGGACAUUUGAAAAGAUGAGGGGUCCUGGCUCAGGCUCUGCCUCUCCCCUGCCCUGCCCCACCUGCAGUUCCUCAUUCUACUUCUCUCUUCUGCAGAUGGGAACUGAGUGAGUCAGGGCCCACCACUUCAGACCCCCAGCACAGGACAUGCCAGGGGGCUAGGUUUGGACUGGACAAGGCCCGCCCCACAUUCCCUGCAGCUCAUGUCCCCCAAGGGCCAGCUCGUUGCGAGAUCCCCAGCCUGGAAAGUGGUCAUCCCUUGCGGUGGACAGCAUGGAAGGCCGGUGUCCUCUGCCGCCAUCGGGGCCACCCAGGAGCCUGCAGGCAGGCUGCCCCUCACCCUGCAUGGACAUGCCCGGCCCUCAGCGGCAGCCCAUGGACCUGCGACUGGGCCCGCGGCCCCCCAUGGAGCCCCUGCAAGAGCCUGCCACGCUGCUGGCCCUGCAGCCGCCCCAGCACCUGGGACACCAACUUUUCCUUGCAGGCCUGCAGCAGCAGCAUGAAACAGAGCCCUUGAGGGUAAAGAUGCAGGCCCCAGCCCCACUCCCUCACCCUACUGCAUGCCCCUUGAGCUGCCGGCCCCAGCCACAGCUGCCCCAUGAUGUGCAGGCACCGGCAGCAGCAUCGCAUGUGCGUCAGGAACAGGAGCUGCGGCAGCUUCUCCACAAGGACAAGAGCCGGCGGAGUGCUGUGGCUAGCAGUGUGGUCAAGCAGAAACUGGCCGAGGUAAUCCUGAAGAAGCAGCAGCAGGCGGCGCUAGAGAGGACCACCCACCCCAAUGGCCCUGGCACAGCCUACAGGACACUGGAGCCCUUGGAGACAGAUGGAGCCACUCGCUGCCCACUUGGCCGCUUUCUGCCCCCUGUCUCGAGCCUGCCCGCUGACCCUCCUGAGCACUUUCCUCUGCGUAAGACAGUCUCUGAGCCCAACCUGAAACUGCGCUACAAACCCAAGAAGACCUUGGAACGCAGGAAAAACCCCCUGCUGCGAAAGGAGAGUGCUCCUCCCAGUCUGCGGAGGCGGCCAGCCGAGACCCUGGGAGACUCUUCCCCCAGCAGCAGUAGCACACCUGCAUCUGGCUGCAGCUCUCCCAAUGACAGCGAGCACGGCCCCAAUGCCAGCCUAGGCUCUGAGGUGCUCCUAGGCCAGCGGCUGCGACUGCACGAGACCACUCUGGCGCCCUUCACCCUGCCCACUGUGUCCCUGCUGCCCGCCAUCACGUUGGGAUUGCCAGCUCCUGCUAGGGUUGACAAUGAACGCAGAGCCCGCCAGCCUCUGGGCCCUCGGGGGCCUGUUCUGGGUAGCUCCCAUUGCCCCCUCUUCCUGUCCCAGGGCCUGGAGCAGGAGGCUGGGGGUUCCCUGCCCUCUCGCCUGCAGCCCGUCCUUCUACUGGACCCCGCAGCCUCUCAUGGCCCCUUGCUGACUGUGCCUGGCCUUGGGCCUCUACCAUUCCAGUUUGCUCAGUCUUUGCUGACCCCUGAGCGCCUCUCUGGGUCAGGCCUGCACUGGCCCCUGAGUUGGACUCGCUCGGAGCCCCUUCAACCACACCUGGAGCAGCUGAGACCUCACCUGCAGCUAGCUGAGAGGCCGGCCAAGCCAAGUGAGAAGCCCCGGGUGCGACAGAUCCCCUCUGCUGAGGGCCGAGAGUCAGAUGGUGGUGGAGUACGGCAGGUGGUGGACAACGGUCUGGAGCAUCAGGAGUCAAGCCAUGGGCAGCCAGAGUCCAAAGGUGCACCUCCACCCUUGCGGCUCCCCCAGAAGCUGCUCGAGGAGCCCUGUGCCCCACAGGUGGUGUUGUGGGAGCACAAGCGCCCGCCAGGGCCACUGACCCAGGGAUCAGGGGACUGUGUGCUGCUCCCACGGGCCCAGAGCGGGCACCGCCCCCUGUCCAGGGCUCAGUCUUCCCCCGCGGCACCUGCCUCACUGCUCAGCCCGGAGUGCACUGGCCAGGCCAGGCCCCCAUCCAGCUCAGAUCCCCCGGCCAGGACCCUGCCCUUCACCACAGGGCUGGUCUACGACUCGGUAAUGCUCAAGCACCAGUGCCCGUGCGGUGACAGCAGCCGCCACCCCGAGCACGCCGGCCGCAUCCAGAGCAUUUGGUCGCGGCUGCAGGAGCGGGGGCUGCGGAGCCGUUGCGAGUGCCUGCGAGGCCGCAAGGCCUCCCUGGAGGAGCUGCAGUCCGUGCACUCGGAGCGGCAUGUGCUGCUCUAUGGCACCAACCCACUGAGCCGCCUCAAGCUGGACGACGGGAAGCUAGCAGAACUCCUGGAGCAGCGCGUGUUCGUUAUGCUGCCCUGUGGCGGGCUUGGGGUGGACACUGACACUGUCUGGAACGAGUUGCAUUCCUCCAAUGCUGCCCGCUGGGCAGCAGGCAGCGUCACCGACCUGGCCUUCAAGGUGGCUUCCCGGGAGCUGAAGAACGGCUUUGCUGUGGUGCGGCCCCCAGGACACCAUGCUGACCACUCCACAGCCAUGGGCUUCUGCUUCUUCAACUCGGUGGCGGUUGCCUGCAAGCAGCUGCAACAGCAAGGCAAGGCCAGCAAGGUCCUCAUUGUGGAUUGGGAUGUGCACCAUGGCAAUGGCACGCAGCAGGCCUUCUACCAGGACCCCAGUGUGCUGUACAUCUCCCUGCAUCGCCAUGACGGUGGCAACUUCUUCCCAGGCAGUGGGGCCGUGGACGAGGUGGGAGCUGGCAGUGGCGAGGGCUUUAACAUCAAUGUGGCCUGGGCAGGAGGCCUGGAUCCCCCCAUGGGGGACCCCGAAUACCUGGCUGCCUUCAGGACGGUGGUGAUGCCUGUCGCCCGCGAGUUCUCUCCAGACCUGGUCCUUGUGUCGGCUGGUUUCGAUGCUGCCGAAGGGCAUCCUGCUCCACUGGGUGGCUACCGAGUUUCUGCCAAAUGCUUCGGGUGCAUGACGCAACAGCUGAUGAGUCUGGCUGGAGGUGCUGUGGUGCUGGCCCUGGAAGGCGGUCAUGACCUCACGGCCAUUUGCGACGCCUCCGAGGCCUGUGUGGCCGCCCUCCUGGGCAACAAGGUGGACCCAUUCUCAGAAGAGAGCUGGACACAGAAGCCCAACCUAAAUGCCAUCCGUUCCCUGGAGGCUGUGAUCCGCGUGCACAGUAAGUACUGGGUCUGCAUGAAGCGUCUGGCCGCCUGCCCUGAUACCUGGGAGCCCAGGCCGCCUGGCACUGAUGCCGAGGUGGAGGCUGUCACUGCACUGGCAUCUCUGUCUGUGGGCAUCCUGGCAGAAGACAGGCCUGCAGAGCAGCUGGUGGAAGAGGAGGAACCCAUGCAUCUCUAAGGCCCCUCUGGCUCAACCUCUGUCCUCCAAAGCACCCCGGCACACCGCGGCCCACCUGUGACCACUGUCCUCGGCCUGCAGCCCCCACACUGCACACAGUCCCAGGCCCCAUGCACAACUGUGAGCUUGGUUGCAGUUGGGAGCCCUCCCCCUGCAGCCAACAGGUGCCCUGGGAGCUCGAUGCGCUCUGACUCUGAUGUGCCGAACCUUCAUCUCCCCUCAGGGGUACAGCCCAGCCCCCAGGGACCCCUCGGCCGCUGCCAGUCCCACUCACCUGGGGCCUCCUUUGCCAGCUGGCUCCGCUGAGGGUGAGGGGGCCUCCUAUGCCAACUCCUUGGCUUGCAAGGGCCCAGGCCUGGGCCCAGAAGGAGGAUGUGUGAGAGCAUGUGUGUGCUUAUGUGUGUGUGUGUGUGCGCGUGUGUGUGGCAGCACAUGUGUGUGUAUGUCCACGUAUGUCCCCCCACUAUAUCCCGCGCAUGUUUUUGUAAAAAAGAGAAAAAAAGAAAAAUCUGAACAAUA